Messenger RNA from Octodon degus (degu), 937 nucleotides. RefSeq names its product RAS like family 10 member A (gene Rasl10a). The transcript is spliced from 3 exons. Lineage: Eukaryota; Metazoa; Chordata; Mammalia; Rodentia; Octodontidae. Bases 246 to 863 code for a protein of 205 amino acids. The record is from RefSeq and is a predicted model, not a curated record. Gene Ontology annotation, molecular function: GTP binding; GTPase activity.
UCUUUCCCGAGCUUCGGCACUCGCCGGAGCUGCCGAAGCGUCCGCCACCGUCUGCCCGCUGUGUUGUCUGACUGCCCUCCCGCCGCCAGUUCCGUCUUCGGGCCUGGUCUCUGCCUGCCUCGGGUGCUCGGGUGGGGGACGACGAGCGCGGCGGGGUCCCAGCGCACUGGGCAGAGCGCCCGGGACGCACGGUCGGAGCGCACGGUGCGGCGCCGGCCCAUGAGUCUAACCGGCGCGAGCCGGCCAUGGGGGGCAGCCUGCGGGUGGCUGUUCUGGGCGCCCCAGGAGUGGGCAAGACGGCCAUCAUCCGCCAGUUCCUGUUCGGUGACUAUCCCGAGCGCCACCAGCCCACGGGCGGGACCCGCCUCUACCGUCCAGCGGUGCUGCUCGACGGCGCUGUCUACGACCUGAGCAUCCGCGACGGCGAAGGCGACAUCGCUGGUCCUGGCCCUGGAGGUCUGGAGGUAGAGGAGCCGCCUGACCCUAAGGACUGGAGCUUGCAGGAUACCGACGCCUUCGUGCUUGUCUACGAUAUCUGCAGCCCGGACAGUUUUGAUUAUGUGAAGGCCUUGAGGCAGCGCAUCGCGGAGACCAGGCCGGCGGGCGCACCCGAAGCUCCUAUCCUCGUGGUAGGCAACAAGCGAGAUCGGCAGCGGCUGCGCUUCGGACCUCGGCGAGCGCUGGCCACCUUGGUGCGCAGAGGCUGGCGCUGUGGCUACCUCGAGUGCUCUGCCAAGUACAACUGGCACGUGCUACGUCUCUUCCGCGAGCUUCUGCGCUGUGCCCUGGUGCGCGCACGCCCUGCGCACCCAGCCUUACGCCUGCAGGGGGCGCUGCACCCAGCGCGCUGCAGCCUCAUGUGACUGCUGAGCUUCACCAGGAUUGUACAAGGAAAUAAAUUUUCUCCCUGACUGGAUAAGGAACGCUUCCCAGGCCU